Homo sapiens (human) is the source of this 16312-nucleotide messenger RNA. Its product is annotated as MAGE-like protein 2. The transcript has 2 exons. Lineage: Eukaryota; Metazoa; Chordata; Mammalia; Primates; Hominidae. Bases 5167 to 6312 code for a protein of 381 amino acids. The record is from RefSeq and is a predicted model, not a curated record.
UCAAGUAAUCCUCCUGCCUUGGCCUCCCAAGGUGCUGGGAUUACAGGUGUGAGCCACCACACCCAGCACAGAGUUGAGCAUUUCUCAGAAGCAUCUGUGCUGCUUAACACUGCAGAAUAUUAUGCAGAUGCACAGGGAAUAAAAAAUAUCUGCAGGUACACACACGCACACAGGUAUGUAACACACACACACGCACACACACACGUGCCUGCAGCUCCACGUGCCUGGCUCCCUGGUGGGGCUGCCGUCCUCCUCAUUCCUGGGGCCUCACACACGUGGGUGUUCGUUCCCUGGGGAAGCAAAAGUGGCUCAGGAGGCAGUGCAUCUGGCAGCCCCAGUAAGGCAGUGGGUCAGGGCAGGCUGGGCCGAGCUCUGGGGUGGGGCCUGCCCACAGCUGGUGCUCAGUCAGUGGGCGCUGCGGCCGGGGGAGCAGGAAUCACAGAAUUACCUGAAAGCUUCUUCCGGUCUCUGCCCUGAAGACCUAGGAAGCUGAUUUCACAGAUGUCCCAGGUGAUUGCCCAUUAGGCCAGGUUUGGGACCCCCUGGUUUUGGGAUAAGGGUGGGGAGAGGAGGUAGAAGCCCUCGAGCAGCUCCAGGGAGCAUCCUCCUGGGAGUGGAAUUGAGGGAGGGAGGAGCCCAUGCCAGAAACCUGGAGGACAGCCCCGAGACAGUGGGGGCAGCAGCCCUGGGGGGUGCAUCUGUGGGAGAUCGCGUGUUGGGUGUCCCACAGUGGACUUUGUGGUGGUCUCCUUUACUGAUGAAGCGUGGAGCUCUGACAAGUGACCGCCAUGCUUGUGUGGGGUGCCGCCUGUGGUUCCAUGUUGCUGUGAACACAGCUAGUCCACUACCAGACGGAAGGGGACUUCUGAAGGUGAUUACUGGGGCUUCAGUAAAUGCAAUGCAAAUCGGCCAAUACCUGUUUUUAAGGACCUAUAUCCCAAAACAAACACAACUGCAGCAAGGCUUAGAAACAGCCAGACUCAGGAGCCCAGGCGGCCCCUAACCCGAAUCUCUUACUGUAAUUGACAUCCAUCUUGGGAAAAUCCUACUGGGGCAGUAACUCAGGGCAAUGUUGUUGUUUUCCACGUCAUUUCUGAGUGUUUCAGCUCUGUUUUGUCCUUAGAGAGUUAGUGUACUCUGCUGCCAGAAGGCAGCCACUAGAAACUUUCAUCUUGCAGCUGCACAUAAAAAGAUCAAAAACUGAAGUUCAUAGGUCAUAACCAUUUGAGAUGUUUGUCAGGUUUGCCUUAUUGAGUAAAAUAAUAGAACUGUUGUGAGUUUGUCUUUCCAACAUCAUGUUGACUUGUUGGAGGAGUUUGCAUCAGCACUCUUGUUCCGACGGUUGGAGGACUCGAGGGUGCUUUGCCCUGUUUCUUUUUGGCUUUGAUAGUGAAAGGAUCCUCCCGUGGGACCCACAUUCCCAGGCUUCUCUGGUGUCUUGCUCUAAGUGAGCUUAUGCAGGGCGGGAAGGUGGCGGGCACUGGAUAUAAAUGGGGAGUUCUUUAGCCCCUGCUUUGGGGUGGGUGUCUGAGUCCCAGUUAUGAUUGACGGGAUGAUCAGUGUCCUGUGUGUGUGGCGCCUGGUGUGCUCAGAGACCUGGACACCAUUCUGGUCUGAGCACAGCCCCAUGCUCGUGUGCAGGCUGAGCAGUGGGAAUGAGAAGCCCAGGGAGGCCCUGAGGGAUGGCGGCCUCCCUGCCCCUCAGGCUGGCAAGCCGGGGCAUCAUUUGUUUUAUGUUUUUUUGCAGGGACAAAGGAAUUAAUAGAGUAACACGGGUAAAAAAUGCAGAGAAAGCAAAGGAAGAUGCCAAGAGUGAUGAGAGGGGUGACUUGGAACAAAUCUGUGUGUGGAGGUGUCUGAGCUCUUGGGAGUGGCUGGGGGCUCAUGUGACGUUGCAGGAUGCCCGCCUCAGCAUAACAGCACCCUGAGCGCAGGCUCAGGUCAGGCCCACCUCACUGGAAUCCUGGCCACGUGAUGGGUGUCUCACCUCACCUCUCUGAACCUCAGUCUCCUCUUCGUACAGAGUGAAAACCUCGUCCUCAUGGUGGUGGUGCUUUGAUCAGAGGAGAUGAUGCGGGCGACCUGCAGUUGUGUCCCACAUGCAGGGCCCUCAGAAGGUCCCUCUGAUGGUGACUGUUACUCCCGCCGUGAUGGGGGCGUUACUCUGCCUGGCAGUAGGGCGGGCGUUCCUCCUCCCUUUGAUCCCCUUUGUUGACCUCUGGGUCUUUACUUUGCAAGCAGGGAGGGAUAAGAAAACAUUUAAAAAGGCUUAUCUCUGAUAAAUAACACUCAUCUGUCUGGUGUCCACAGCGGCCUUGAGAGGCUCGGGCCAGGGACACAGAAGAUGGCCUGUGUCGCUCAGAACUCACCUCUAUACAGACCCAGGUGCGCCGGACCCCGACAGCUCUUGGGGACCUUCCUUGCCCGCUCGUAGACAGGAGCGACGCCGAAAGGGCGCCAGCUGUGCCCCCCCGGGCCAUGAACCCAGCUGAAGCCGGUGGAACUAGAAGGCCACGUGCUGCCCAUGGCUUUGCCGUGGUGGCUCGAGUGGCCCUAUUGGUGACUGGGGCAGGGGGGCCUUGCUGGGCGCACCUUGGUCCCUGUGCGUGCUGCUGCUUCGUGAAGUAUGCAGUUUGCCAGAUGCUAAAGCGCGUGCCUCACUGUAAGAACGGUCACAUUAGGUGUGGAUGGAUUCUCAGUGCUGAGACGCUCACUCAUCACACCUUAACUUCGCUGUUGGCCCUGGAAGCUUUUUGGGGGGUGGUCCCUGUUCUGUGCAGCUCCCCUGAGGAGUGCAGAGCAUUCUCCUGGAAUGUUCUGAAACAUUUGAGGGUGACCCUGUGGACAUAGCCUGGCCAUUCCAGGACUGGCAGGUGAACACAGGAUCUGGUCGGGGAUGCGCAUGGUAGAGUCGGCGGGAACUCUGGUUGGACUCCCUCUGGGAAGCUUUGCAAAGGAUAUGCCAUUGGAAGGAGCCAGGCCGGGGGUGAGGCCCGUUCAUGGUGUGUGAUUGAGGAGAGGGCUUGGGGGCAGCAUCAAAACAGGACUCACCAGUGAGCCAGGUGUAAAGCACCCCCUGGAUACGAGGGAUGAAAGACCAUGGUUGAGCAGGGUCAGGGGCUGGGGCUGGGGAGGGGCGAGUUGCCUGGUGGUCAGCACAGGCCCACCAAGAAAGAGUAGGACUGGACAGGGGUCAGUGGCUCACGCCUGAAAUCCCAGCACUUCGGGAGGCCAAGGCGGGCGGAUCACCUGAGGUCAGGAGUUUGAGGCCAGCCUGGCUAACGUGGUGAAAACCCGUCUCUACUAAAAAUACAAAAAUUAGCCGGGCAUGGUGGCAGGCGCCUGUAAUUCCAGCUACCCAGGAGGUGGAGGUUGGAGCGAGCUGAGAUCGCGCCACUGCACUCCAGCAAAGGAGGGAUGCAGCCAGGGCCCAGGUGCAGGCUGAGGGCAGGGAGAUCAAUACCAGGGACGUGCAGCAGGGACUGAGCAGAGGAGGGACGCCAGCUGACUUAGUCUUUAAAAGGAUCCCUGUGGCCACUGUGUUAGAAACAGACCAAGAGGGUGGGGUGGAAGCAGGGAGGCCUUCCUGGAGGAGGCUGCUGGGAUGGUCCCAGUGGAGGGCAUGCUCUGGAGCAAGGGGGCCGUUGGAAGGAGCGGGAUGGGGGUGUGUGCCAUGCACUAUCCCCCGCCUCCAGCAUGGUCUGUCUGUGGUUGAUGCUGCUUCUCUUUGAGCCUCGUCCCGUUUCCCGUUUCUCAUUGCAGAUCCCAGUGGCAUCGUCUUGUUGACAGAUGUUUCAGAAGAUGUCACCACAUGACAUGGGUGUGUGUCUGUCUUCCUCUGUGCUCCUUAUAUGCCCCGCAUAGUGUCCGGCAUCCGAAGUCCAACCCUUCCUCCCAGCCGGGGAGCACACGGUGCCAGAGUUGCCCGUUGCUCACUGGUGUGGAUGUUCGCAGUUGGUGGCCUCGGAAUGCGAGGACCAGAGCCUCCUCCUGAGCCCCCAGCCUUGCUGUUAGUUGGGGACGCUGGCUGCUCAGUGCUGCCGUCUCCCGCAGCUGCAUCUCCUGGGUGUAGCCCGGCGUGCCCUCUGUUCCGAGUGUCUUUCUUGCAGAUUGGUGGCCGGAGCUGGAGGGGUGUUUGGAUGCAGGCUCUCCAAGUUUGGGUUUGUUCUGCCACUGUCCAUCCCUGUCCAGGGUGAGGUGGUCACUGCCACGCACGCCGGCUCUGUGCCCUGAGGUGCGUGCAGUGUGGACGUUCUGGCUCCACUUCUACAAAUGGGGACUCGCCCUGCUUGGCUGUUUGGGGUGUGCUUGAAGGCAGGGGGCAAGGCUGGCCCAGGUGGGCUGCCUCCCAGAGUGAGGCAGGGCUCCAGAGGGGGCAGAGCCGGGUGACCCAGUCGAGACCUGCUGGGUGGGGGCUCUUCGGAGCUGGCCUGAGGACAGUGGGUGCCACCCAUGCAAGCCAGUGUGAGUGUCUGUUAUGGACAAGCUUGGUUCCAGAAACCCAGGAGGGGACGGUCCAUCGCGCUCGCCCUGCACCUUCCUGGCUCCCCGUGCAUCUCGCCCUAUGGUGGGCUCUCCUGUCCUGUCUCCAUCACCCACUGUGACCUCCUUGCCCCGGGAUCAUCUUGGUUCCCUUGUGUCUAUGCAGUGUUCGCCAUGUGUCUUCUUUAACUCACUAAAGGCUUACUGCCUUUAGUCAUUUCUUUGUUUAAGAGUUAAAUCUGCAUGUUGAAACUCGCUUACCCUUUUGAAAAGUUCUGCAGCCAUCCCGCCCUGGGGCCUCUUUUUCUUGUGGUUUGUGGCUCGGUGGCAAGUGGCCUCCCAGGGCUGUGUUUGGGAUGGGAGAUGACGUCUGUGGCCUGGCAGGGGUGAUGAUGGUGGCCAUUAUGGAGGGAGGGGCCAUGGGGCUGCAUCCAUAGCACUGAUGGAGACAGGUAACAGGUGUGCACGGGAGGGAAGCAUGGCCACAUCAGGGGGCACGCAGCAAGACGGCACCCUCCGCUCCCACCAGCCCUGCCCUUCUGGAUGUUGCUAGGUCCAGGUGUGACCCGUGUCCAGCCGGGGGCCUGACUGCUGACUGGCUGCUGGAGGCUGACUGCCUCCCUGUGUGCCCUCAGGAGACAGGCCAAGGCUGGAGUGCCGGGGGACGUGUGGCAGUGACAUCGGAUGAACCAUUGUAAGAUGAACAAUUCAGUGGCGUGUAGCGCAUUCACAGUGUGGUGCAGCCAUCAUCGCUGUCUACUUCCAAACCGCUUCAUUCCCCCAAGAGGAGACCCCAUGUGCAUUAUUCCCCCAAGAGGAGACCCCAUGUGCAUUAUUCCCCCAAGAGGAGACCCCAUGUGGAUUAUUACCCCAAGAGGAGACCCCAUGUGCAUUAUUCCCCCAAGAGGAGACCCCAUGUGGAUUAUUCCCCCAAGAGGAGACCCCAUGUGCAUUAUUCCCCCAAGAGGAGACCCCAUGUGCAUUAUUCCCCCAAGAGGAGACCCCAUGUGCAUUAUUCCCCCAAGAGGAGACCCCAUGUGCAUUAUUCCCCCAAGAGGAGACCCCAUGUGCAUUAUUCCCCCAAGAGGAGACCCCAUGUGCAUUAUUCCCCCAAGAGGAGACCCCAUGUGCAUUAUUCCCCCAAGAGGAGACCCCAUGUGCAUUAUUCCCCCAAGAGGAGACCCCAUGUGCAUUAUUCCCCCAAGAGGAGACCCCAUGUGCAUUAUUCCCCCAAGAGGAGACCCCAUGUGCAUUAUUCCCCCAAGAGGAGACCCCAUGUGCAUUAUUCCCCCAAGAGGAGACCCCAUGUGCAUUAUUCCCCCAAGAGGAGACCCCAUGUGCAUUAUUCCCCCAAGAGGAGACCCCAUGUGCAUUAUUCCCCCAAGAGGAGACCCCAUGUGCAUUAUUCCCCCAAGAGGAGACCCCAUGUGGAUUAUUCCCCCAAGAGGAGACCCCAUGUGGAUUAUUCCCCCGAGAGGAGACCCCAUGUGCAUUAUUCCCCCGAGAGGAGACCCCAUGUGCAUUAUUCCCCCGAGAGGAGACCCCAUGUGCAUUAUUCCCCCGAGAGGAGACCCCAUGUGCAUUAUUCCCCCGAGAGGAGACCCCAUGUGCAUUAUUCCCCCGAGAGGAGACCCCAUGUGCAUUAUUCCCCCGAGAGGAGACCCCAUGUGCAUUAUUCCCCCGAGAGGAGACCCCAUGUGCAUUAUUCCCCCGAGAGGAGACCCCAUGUGCAUUAUUCCCCCGAGAGGAGACCCCAUGUGCAUUAUUCCCCCAAGAGGAGACCCCAUGUGCAUUAUUCCCCCAAGAGGAGACCCCAUGUGGAUUAAGUAGUCACCCCCAUUCGCUCCCACCCAGCCCCUGGGAACUACCCAUCUGCGUUCCGUCUCACUGGAUUGACCUGUUCCGAGUAUGUUCUAUAGAUGAAGCCACACAGCCAGUGAACUCUUGUGUCUCCUUCUUUCACUCGGCAUGUCUUCACGGUUCACACGGCAGCAUCAGUGUUUCAUUUCUUUUUGUCAUCAAGUAUCCGAGUGUAUGGAUAUGUCCCAGUUCAUCUACGAUUUGGCUUGUUUCCACCUUUUGACUAUUGUAAAUAGUGCUGCUGUGAGCAUUUGUGUACAAGUUUUCCUGUGGACGUGUGUGUUCAUUUCUCAUGGGCUAGGUGAGAUGGUCACUCUGUGUUUAACUUUUUGAGGGCCCACUUAGCUGUUGUACAGUGGCUGCACCGUUUCCAUUCCCGCCAGCAGUUCACGAAGGGUUCAGUUUCUCCGCGUCCUCAUCAACACUUGUUACUAUCCUCUGAACCUUUUAGAAAGUGAACCAUACUAAACCAUUUCUAGCAGAUUAGUUGCCAGGAUGGAAAAAAAUGUUAGAUUUAAGAUGUUUUGCCCAGAUCACCUAAUAGAUAUUAGAUGUGUUCAUUUCUUCAUGCCAGAGUGUACAGCAUACUUGGAACCUGGAUGACUAAAUGAACGUAAUAAAGGUGAACAUCAUUGAACAAGGCCGAAAAGGGAGUCCGGUACCCAGACUCCAUCCUGGAUGCCUCAUAUGUCAAAGAAGCUUGUUCUUUGAGUCAGUGUUGAGUGACAGCUAUGUGCUGGGGUCAUGCCCGUGACUGGGGACAAUGGUGAAUGGACACAGUCUUGGCUUCUGCCUUGCGAGCUCACGGUCUGAGUCAUGAACACAGAUGUGAGUCUGUGAGCAGUCACUCACAAAUCCAUGGAAAAUGGCAGGUGUCUCCAGUGCAAGCAAGUGCUUGGUCCAGUAGGAGGGGCAGGAAAGUGGCCUGGAGCAUGGGGUGUCGGGGACUGCUGCGGCCAGAGGCUGCCAGGGAACGGCCAUCAUCAUCCAGCCCAAGGAGGGGCAAGUGUGGGAGACAGGCAGGCCCACCGGCUGCAGGGUGGAAAACGAUUGGCAGGUGGCUUGGAGAUCAUCAGAAAUGGCACCUGUGAGGGCAACUGUGGGUGGAGAGAUGGAGCAAAUGUGGCGUGAGGGAGAGGCUGCUGCCCAUAGAACUUCUGCUCCUUUGGCAUGGAUGGGCACAAUUCAGGAGGCAGGGAGAUCGCUUGAACCCAGGGGUCCAGGCUGCAGUGAGCUGUGAUCAUGCCAUUGCACUCCAGCCUGGGUGAUGGAGCGGGACCCUGUCUCUUUUUUAAAAAGAAAAGGAGACCAGAUUUACGUUGAAUUUGCAAACUUUGAGAAAAAUUUUUUUUUUCUUUUUCUUGGGGACAGGGUCUUACUCUGACAACCAAGCUGGCUUGCAGUGGCACAAUCUCAGCUCAGUGCAGCCUCUGCCUCCCUUGCUCAAACGAUCCUCCUGCCUCAGCCUCCCACAGAUGCAUGCCACCAUGCCUGGCUAAUUUUUUUGUAUUUUUUGUAGAGACAGGGUCUCUCCAUGUUAGCCUGGGCUGGUCUCAAACUCCUGAGCUCAAAGUGAUUUGCCUGCCUCAGCCUCCUAAAGUGCUGGGAUUACAGGCAUGAGCCACCGUGCCCGGCCGAGAAGAAGUUUUAAAGGGCUUUUUAUUGUGGAAAAAUUCAAAUGUACAUAAAAGUGGAGGAGAAGAUAUAAGGAACACUCAUGUGGCCAUCACUCAUCCUGUCCUCCUCUCCUGCUCCGCACCCUCCAUAGUUUGAGUCAUAUCAUUUCAUUCAUAAAUAUUCUCUUACCAUUUUACUUGACAAUGAUUUUAGGCUUACAGAAAAGUGGCCAGAGUAGUGCAGGGCUCCUAUAGUUGGCUUCCCCUGUUGCCAUCAUCUCGUCUGAUCGUAGGGCAGGUUAGCAUUGCUACAGGCCUCUUACCCGGCCUACAGCUCUUAGGCACAUCUGUCCAUUUGACUAAUGGCCAUUUUCUGGAUAGUCCAUGCUCACUUCUGGAGCCCCCUCCCACCCAGGCUCCCACAUGGCCGGUGCUGUUGCCUGAAGGCCCCUCUUCCUCCUGACGUGGGACCCCUUCAGGUAGCCCCGCAUCUUUUCAGCGUGCCCCUUCACAUUCUGACUGUUCCUCUCCUGGAACCUGCAAGAUGCUCUGGGAUCCUUGUAUUUUUCCUGCACCAGCCCGUUUCAUCCCUGAGCUUCUGUUAUUUUAUUGGAGGAUGGUGCUAGAAACACAGGUCUGGAUGCAGGCAGGAGACACACGCGUCCACACUAGCAUGCGUGUGUACACACAUCUACAUGUGCUUAUCCCCCGCGUUCAUGUUAAAAACCAUGGGAUCAUACCGGUGUUUCAGAUUCACAUCCACCCCAGCAGGGUUUCUCGCCUCCCCCAUUGCUUAUAACCUUAGCAGGUGUUGAGAACCCUGGCGCUCACUGUCCACAGUGAGUUUGCUUAUUCGUUGAAACCUAGCGUGCCUGUAGAGUGUGGAGAGUUGCCGGCCCGCACCCCUGCGAGACACAGACUUUCUGACCGCAGCCCUCAUGUGUGUGGCUCUUCUUGUCCUUGGCCUUACAGUGCAGUCGGAUCGCUGCUUUCCAGAGUUGCCUGGGGGUAGGUCCCUCCUCUUCUGUGCUCUGCGGCGCAGUGAGCGGCCUUUGCCUCAGGCCUCCCGCGGCUUCCUUAAGCCUCUGGCCUGCCCGGUCCCUGGCGCCAGGUCUGUUUUCCCUGCUCCCUUCUCUCUGAUCCUGCUUUGGUCUGAGCCGUGCCUCUGGGCCCCAGCAUUGCUGGGCCGCAUUGUCGUUUUAUUUCUCUUGUGUCGUUGCGUCUAGUGUAAGACAUUCAGUGGAUCAUUGUGGAUGGUCAUUAGUGGUCCAGAGUGGAAAGUGAGGUCGUUGUUGGUGGUGUACUUACAGUGCCUGUUAGGGAGCUGUUCCUGGUGUUGCCCGUGAAUAUUAGACUUGCUCCCGAGCCUGCGCCACAGCCCAUCCCUAGCGACUUGGCGACAGUGGCUGCCAGGUGCGGGUGGCUGUGUCUUGUAUACACUGUGUGGGCAGCCCAGGGCCAGGGGCCUCCUCCUUCCAUGGCAGCCUCUGUCUGCAUCACAGAGAUAAGGCCGCGGCUGCCACCAGGAUAAGGAGCCAGCAGCUGCUCUCGGAGGAGCCGCCCUGACCCCUCCCCAUCAUGCCGCCGUGGGGUUUCCAUGCAGAAUUUUCCUUGGGCAGAGUUGCUUUUUGAUUCUAGUUUUUAAAAAAACUGUUCUUUCCAUCAUGAUAAAAAGAAAGACAUGCUCAUUUCAAAUAGUUUAGGAGAUGUGGAAGUAAAAAGAAAAAAAAAACCACCUGUAAUAUUACUCACAAGAAAUAUGUUUUCUUUUCUUUUCUUUUUUUUUUGAGACAAGGUCUCACUCACCCAGGCUGGAGUGCAGUAAUACAAUCACGGCUCACUGCAGCCUUGGCCUCAGGAGACCCUCCCACCUCAGCCUCCCAGGUAGCUGGGACUGCAGGUGCACCCCGCCACCCUGGCUGAUUUUUUGUGUUUUUUGUAGAGACGGGUUUUCACCAUGUUGCCCAGGCUCACACAUUUCUAUACAUGGGUGGACAGUUGGGAUCAGCCACAUUUAUGAUUUUCUGUCUUUCCUUUUCACUUAAUGUCUUCAGCAGUUCUGAGUGCUGUUAAUUUGGGGGAAGCAUAUUUGUAUAUUUACAAUAGUUCUGGGUUUUUUAAGGUCUUGCUUUGUCACCCAGGCUGGAGUGCAGUGGCACAGUCACAGCUAACUGUAGCCUCAACUUCCUGAAUUCAAGUGUUUCUCCUGCCUUGGCCUCCCAAAGUGCUGAGAUUAUACGUGUGAGCCAUUACCCUUGGCCAACUUUUUUUUUUUUUUUUCCUGAGACGGAGUCUUGCUCUGUUGCCUAGGCUAGAGUGCAGUGGCACGAUCUCGGCUCACUGCAACCUCUGCCACCUGGGUUCAAGCGAUUCUCCUGCCUUAGCCUCCCAAGUAGCUGGGAUUACAGGCGCCCACCACUGUGCCAGGCUAAUUUUUUAUUUUUAGUAGAGACGGGGUUUCACCGUGUUGGCAGGGUUUCACCGUGUUGGCCAGGCUGGUCUCGAACUCCUGACCUCGUGAUCUGCCCGUCUAGGCCUCCCAAAGUGCUGGGAUUACAGGCGUGAGCCACCAUGCCUGGCCCAACUUUUUUUUUUUGUAGACGGUCUCACUCUGUUGCCCAGGCUGGAGUGCAGUGGUGCAAUCACGGCUCACAGCAGCCUCAACCUCCCAGGCUCGAGCAAUCCUGCCACCUCUUGAGUAGCUGGGACUACAGGUGUGUGCCACCACACCUGGCUUUUUUAUUUUUUAGUAGAGACAGGGUCUCACUAUGUUGUCCAGGCUGCUCUCAAACGCCUGGGCUCAAGCAGUCCUGCCACCUCAGCUUCCUAAAGUGCUGGGAUCACAGGCCUGAGCCACCAUGCCCAGCAUCCAACAAUUUUUAAAGUAAAAGGAUGAUGGCAGCACACAGAUCAGAGGGUGGGCUCCUGUGGGACAGGGUCACGCCCACGGGUGGCUGUGCUCAGUUCUUGAUUAUCCUCCACCUACCAGCUGCGUGACCGACAUUGGUGUCAUCAAAACUCUUCAUUUGGGCAUAAGAGUGGUGUUUCUCGGCCAGGCGCAGUGGCUUACGUCUGUAAUCCCAGCACUUUGGGAGGCUGAGGCAGGUGGAUCACUUGAGGUCAGGAGUUCAAGACCAGCCUGGCCAACAUGGUGAAACCCCGUCUCUACUAAAAAUACAAAAAAAUAGCUGGGCAUGGUGGCAGUUGCCUGUAGUCCCAGCUAUUCAGGAGGCUGAGGCAGGAGGGUCACUUAAACCCUGGAGGUGGAGGUUGAAGUGAGCUGAGAUCUGCACCCCAGCCUGGGCGACAGAGCGAGACUCCAUCUCGAAAAAAAAAAAGAGUGGUGCUUCUCUCACAGGGUCACUGAGAUUGAACAGGUCAAUGCGCCCGAGAGCCUGGUGUACAGCAGGUGCUCGCGUUAGCUGCUAGUUGUGUUGUUGUUGUUUCUCUUACAUAUAUGCUUAGAACACCCUCUUUUUCAGAGUGCUUCCUUACAGGGUCUGACAAGGUGUGUGGGGAUGAGGGGGGUCCACUCUCUCACUGCCAGAGGCUGGACCUGCUCCUGCUGCAUCUCCGAUCCAGCAUCGUUGCUUGCAGAGAGCAGAGCUGCAGGAAGCAUUUGGUGGAGGGUGCGCGGGGGUGGAGAGCGGGGCCAGGGAUGGACAGGCUGCCUGGUGAAAACACGCAGGGCUCCGCUGGACGCAGUCAGUGCUGAUGUGUGUCUCUUUCCUGAGGGCCACUUACAGAUGUUCCUUGUAAAUCCACCUGUGCUCAGCCCCUGCUGGGUGGAGGCUGUACCCCAAGGCCGAGUGAGGUGGGGGCAGUGAGCUCUCUCCCCCUGAGGCUCUCCUGUUCUGUGAGCCUGGUAUUGGGCAGUUCUAGGGGCUCUGGCACCGAGGCCCUGGACUCCCACCCAGGCCCUGCCCACUGCUGCUGCCCCUGUGUCAGCUCCUCCUCUGUAAAAUGGGAUAAUAAUAGUGAUUGCCAUCAUUAAUUCUUAUAAAUAAUACCCAUGUGCUAAUAUGAAAUUAUGUAUCAUAACCAUCAGAAUAUGACCAUAAUGCAUUGUAUUUUAUUAUAAUUUAGUUAUGAGCAAUUGUUGAUUAUAAUUCAUUGCAAUUAUUAUCAAUAAGUGAUUGUGUUAAUUACAUAAUAGUUACUAGAGUUAAUAAUUGUUGUCGUUGUCAUAAUUAGUAACGGGAUUACACUGUGGGAGUGAAGUGAAUUAAUGCAUGGCAAAUCUUCCUUGUGCAUAGGAAGCCGUUGGUGCCUGCGGCUCGCUGUUGCGAUAAUGGCUGUGUAAGUGGGUGGCGGGGCUGUCAUCGGUCCUUUGAGGAGUGAGCCUCUCCUGUAGGAAUCUCAAAAUGAUGCUUCAGUAAGUUUGUGCUGGUGCUGCCUGGAUAAAGCAGGGUACAGAUGGGAUGGCGGUUAGGGUUCCCUGAGGAGUCUCGUCUGGCACAGACUAUGGGGUGUGGGAGCCUCACGGGCUUGGUUACAAGGGUUCUUGUACAAGAAUGUGGAAGACUCAGUGCAAACCUUGUUCUGAGGAAGGCACAUGCUCUGAGGGUGAGCCUGUUGGCUUAGGGCUCGCUGAUGACAGGGUACGCAUUGAUUCAGAUGAAUGAUAUCAGAAAGCAUGUUUCUUACAAAAUGCCCUCAGAAUGGGAACAGAUAUCUUUUGUUCUUUUAAGUGACUUUGCAGGUAUUUGGUCCCAUUGUUUGCUUGGAUAUUGUCAAAGUUUGUUUUCUAAACAAAGCCCCAGAGAGACAGAGCAAACACAUGAGUGCUCCAACUCAAUAGUGUGUUUAAUUCAGAACAGACCGUGGGCAGGAUCUGUGGCGAAGCCGCGUGGAGAGCUGCCACAGGCAUGAGCAAGCAAGAGGGUGGUCCGGUUCCGAAAAGCAAAACCACCUUGAGCGUGGUAAAAGUUUCAUUUAACUGUGGCUGCCCCCUAAACAUCGGCUGUAGUGGACAGAAGCCACCAUUUCCUACCUGAUGUCAGCCACUUCUAUUCUGUCCCUGAAGUGUCAGCUCCUGGCCAGGCGGUGGGGCAGGCCCCACUUCAUGCUGGUUCUGUGGCUUUGAACUCACGAGCCUGCCACCCUUCAGAGGGCUCUGAGCGGGCUGUGUGCCGGGCGAGAACACUGCCUGGGCCGGGGCCACUGUGGCAUGAGAAGGGCCGCCUGGGGGCCCGGGGCCUAGAGCAGGUGGGCAAGGAGUGGGUGCUGACUAUGUCUGCUCUGGGCCUUCGGCGCUGAGUCUUACAGGCCUGGCCAGGGGGCUGUCUCCAUUAUUUCACUCCAUUUUUGUUUAUUUUAUUUUGGUUUGCUUUGUUUAUAAUAUUUUAUUUUGAGACAGGAUCUUACUCUGUUGCCUGGGCUGGAGUGGAGUGGCACGAUCUCGGCUCACUGCAGCCUUGACUUCCUGGGCACAAGGGAUCCUCCCAUCUCAGCCUCCCAAAGUGCCGGGAUUACAGACAUGAGUCACUGCACCAGCCUGCUUUUGUUUAUUUCAAAAGUGGAACGUUUUAAAUGCUGUGUUUGGCAAAUCAGGACUCAUAAAACAGUUAGUGGAAUUGUGCUGUGGAUAAUGAAUAUGUGAAUGGUGGUGUUGGCAGGGAGUGGUCCCAGGCUUGUAUGUGAUGAAAAGAUGUUACCAAGAGUCACACAGAUGAAGUCUGAGGCUCCAGGAGUGACUUGAGCGGUUAGAGUGAGUUCUCAUGACUUCAGUAACAGCAGCAGCAGCAGUUACCGAGGGCACGGCGAAUGCUGAGUGCCAGGUGCUUGCAAAGGGCUUUAGGCGGUCAUGACUCUGUGGGUCCUGCCAUCCUCCCGUUUUGGAAGUGAGGAGACUGGGGCACAGAGGGGUUCAGGUCACGCAGCAGUAAGUACUGGAUCCUGGAUUCAGACCUGGUGGUGCCUCCAGGUUCUAGAACCUUGACUCGUGUGGCUCCUGGUCUGGUUGUUGGACCCCAGGCCCGGAAGGACGCCUUAGUAGAGUGUGGGCUGCAUUGUCACUGCAACAGGUUGCUGAAGACAUGAGGAGAGUAGCUUGCAUUCCUUUGCCAUAAUUAUGCAAACGUGCAGGACUUUUAGGGGACCUCUCUGAAAUAGAGCAAACUUCAUUAGGGAAUCAAAGGAAAAGAUUGGCUCAGAAUUUAGUGGGUUUGGAUUUCCCAGUGUUUUCAUUAAAGAAUUGGUUUAAUGUGUUUUUCUUAGGACACUGUUUUGAAUAAAUGAAUAUUGACUUGAGUCCUGCCUUUGCUUUUGUUUUGUUUUGAGACGGAGUCUCACUCUGUCUCCUAGGCUGGAGUGCAGUGGCACGAUCUCGGCUCACUGCAACCUCUACCUCCCGGUUUCAAGCAGUUCUCCUGCCUCUGCCUCCCGAGUAGCUGGGACUACUACAAGCACACGCCACGCCCAGUUAAUUUUGUAUUUUUAGUAGAGACAGGGUUUCACCAUGUUAGCCAGGAUGGUCUUGAACUCCUGACCUGAGAGAUGAUCCGCCCGCCUUGGCCUCCCAAAGUGCUGGAAUUACAGGCGUGAGCCACCGUGUCUGGCCUUUUUUUUUUUUUUUUUUUUUUUUUGAGACAGGGUCUUGCUCUGUUGCCCAGGCUGGAGUGCGUUGGGGAUGAUCAUGGUUCACUGCAGUUUCAACCUCCUGCACUCAAGCGAUCUCACUUCAGCCUCCUGAGUAGCUGGGAUCACAGGCAUGCACCACUACAUCCGGCUACUUUAAAAAUUUUUGUUGUGGAGACGAGGUCUCUCUGUGUUGCCCAGGCUGGUCUCAAGCCCCAGGGGUCAAGUGACCCUCCUGCCUCGGCUUCCCUAAGUGCUGGGAUUAUAGGUGUGAGCUACCAUGCCUGGCCAGCUGUUCUUUAUAGUGUGAUAGAAACCAGACCCGAAUUUCUGCAGUGGUCUUGUGGAUAGAGUUCCAUUUGUCGCCGAUUCUGCCAGUAUUACCGUUAUUCCUGAAGAAACCUCAGGCAGGGCUGCUGUGUUUUUAAGAAAAUACUCUAGAUGACAAUCCACUCCUGGAAAGGGACAUUCAGACGGCAGCUCUUCAGCUGUUUUUGGUUGGGACCUCUUUACAUUCUUAAGUUAUUGAGAACCCCGAAGACCAUUUGUUUAUGUGGGUUAUAUCUGUUGUAUUACAAAUUAAAACAGGAGUUUAAAAAACAUUUGAUACAACAACAUGUCAUUAUAUUAAAUAUGUAUUCAUAUAAAUGUUUUUAUGAAAGAUAAUUUCUUCUAAAACAAAAUAUAAUGAGAAGAGUGGCGUAGUUUUACAUUUUUCCUAAAUCUCCUUAAGGUCUGCCUUAAUAGAAAGCAUCAGCUGGCUUCUGCAUUCUGUCGACAGGGAUAUGUUGGGGUUUUUUUGUUUUUUGUUGCUGUUGUUUUUUGAGACGGAGUCUUGCUCUGUCGCCCAGGCUGGAGUGCAGUGGCGCUAUCUCGGCUCACUGCAAGCUCCGCCUCCCGGGUUCACGCCAUUCUCCUGCCUCAGCCUCCCGAGUAGCUGGGACUACGGGCGUCUGCCACCACACCUGGCUAAUUAUUUUGUAUUUUUAGUGGAGACGGGGUUUCACCGUGUUAGCCAGGAUGGUGUCGAUCUCCUGACCUCGUGAUCUGCCCACCUCGGCCUCCCAAAGUGCUGGGAUUAAAGACGCGAGCCACCAUGCCUGGCCAGGGAUAUGUUGUUUUGGUUGAAGUAUAAAAAAAAAAAUCUGGCCUCAUGCAGCUAUGUAGCUGGAAGGGAGGGUUGUUGUUGUAGCCUUUUCAGAUAAUUAUGGGUAUUUGUUGCUACUACACCAAAACUCGAAAAACAGUAGUUUCAUUUUGUUUUUUUUGAGACCGAGUUUUUUGGGUCUUGUUGCCCAGGCUGGAGUGCAGUGGCGCAGUCUCGGCUCACUGCAACCUCCGCCUCCUGGGUUCAAGCGAUUCUCCUGCCUCAACCUCCGAGUAGCUGGGAUUACAGCCACCACACCCGGCUAAUUUUAUAUUUAUAGCAGAGAUGGGGUUUCACCAUGUUGGCCAAGCUGGUCUCAAACUCCUCGUGUGAUCCACCUACCUCAGCCUCCCAAAGUGCUGAGAUUACAGGCGUGAGCCACCACACCCAGCCAGAAAAAGCAAUAGUUUCUUGAAAGUCAGGUGCAGUGUAGAAUCCGCAGCUGUAGAACUGCAGCCCGAAUGGAUCCUGUCUCCCAUGUGUUUUGUCCAUCAUGCACCAGGCAUUUGGAACACACUAGCUCACAGAGUUACACGGGCCUUCCAGCAGUGACACAUUUAAUCACACAGAUCAUCAAAACAUCCCAUUCACGAACACUGCUGAACUAACCAGAAGUCUUUUUUUUUUU